AUGGCAAAAGAGAUUACGGUGCGACAGCUGUCUGGGGAGGAAGAGUCAUUCCAAGUGUUUCCGGACAUGACUGUCGGUGAGUUCAAGCGGCAGCGGCGCGGGUGGCUGCGCUGUGCAGACGAAUCAAUGCGAAACAUGAGCUCGGUGGAGCUGGUUCUUGGAGACAGGCCCCUGUUGAACAACAAGGAGUUGGUGUCCAAUGCAAUUCCAGGUGCAGAAGUGUUGGCUUUCCUGAGCAUAAAGCCGGUGACGUGCUCAAGCCUCGAAACCUCCGGGGUCAAGCCUGAGGAUCUGCGAGUGGUGGAAAUUCCAGAAAGCAUGGCUGAGAUCGGAGAAAGGGCCUUCUUAGACUGCAGCUCAUUGGCAGACGUGACCAUCCCCAACUCCGUCACUGUGAUUAGAGAAAAUGCCUUCCAGAGUUGCAGCUCAUUGGCAACUGUGACCAUUCCCAGCUCUGUGACUCAAAUCAGCAGAAGUGCCUUUCAGGGUUGCCGCUCAUUGGUAAAUGUGACCAUCCCCGACUCUGUGACUGAGAUUGCAGGAAAUGCCUUCCGAGGUUGCAGCUCAUUGGCAAACGUGACCAUUCCGAACUCGGUUACUGUAAUUGGGGAUUCUGCCUUUGGAGGUUGCAGCUUGGCAGGCGUCACCAUUCCCAACUCAGUCACUCGCAUCGCAGGAUGA
This is a messenger RNA of Effrenium voratum, 681 nucleotides long. The record is from the annotation of a GenBank genome assembly. NCBI's taxonomy places the organism in Eukaryota, Dinophyceae, Suessiales, Symbiodiniaceae.